Molecule: messenger RNA, 665 nt
Organism: Emys orbicularis (European pond turtle)
Lineage: Eukaryota; Metazoa; Chordata; Testudines; Emydidae
Gene: SNRPD1
Product: small nuclear ribonucleoprotein D1 polypeptide
Exons: 4
Coding region: 185-544 (119 amino acids)
Biological process (GO): spliceosomal snRNP assembly; RNA processing
Cellular component (GO): SMN-Sm protein complex; spliceosomal tri-snRNP complex; catalytic step 2 spliceosome
Molecular function (GO): RNA binding
Source: RefSeq, a predicted model, not a curated record
UAUCCGGGUGCGAGGAGAGUCACUUCCGGCCAUUGAGUCGCUCAGUAGCGCCGUUUCUUUCACCGAGCGCCGGAGCGGCCUGGUCUGAGGCCUCCGCACCGAGCUCAAUUUUUUCCUCUCCCCGUUGCCGGGGUUGCCGCUCUGUGGUCCCGGCCGGCUGGCCUGACGCCCCUGCUCCGCCGCCAUGAAGCUCGUGAGGUUUCUAAUGAAAUUGAGUCAUGAGACUGUGACCAUUGAACUGAAGAAUGGAACACAGGUGCAUGGAACAAUCACAGGAGUGGAUGUCAGUAUGAAUACGCAUCUUAAAGCUGUGAAAAUGACACUGAAGAACAGAGAGCCUGUACAGUUGGAGACAUUGAGUAUUCGAGGAAAUAACAUUCGAUACUUCAUUCUGCCAGACAGUUUGCCUCUGGAUACCUUGCUAGUGGAUGUUGAACCAAAAGUCAAAUCCAAGAAAAGGGAAGCAGUUGCAGGAAGAGGCCGUGGCAGAGGUCGGGGCAGAGGCCGUGGCCGUGGCAGAGGAAGAGGGGGACCUAGGCGAUAACUUCUCUCACACCACAGAUACAUGUUACAAAAUUCUAAGCAGUCUGAUAUUUUUUGUACAGGUUUUGUUUACAAUGUCGAUUUUUAAUAAACACAAAUGUGGAAAAGUUGUCUCUUUUGUC